Molecule: messenger RNA, 1383 nt
Organism: Miscanthus lutarioriparius
Lineage: Eukaryota; Viridiplantae; Streptophyta; Magnoliopsida; Poales; Poaceae
Source: the annotation of a GenBank genome assembly
AUGUGGCGCGGCUGCGUGUCGCGGGGCCUCCGGAAGGUCAAGGCCGCCGCCUCGGCCUCCAGGCUCUUCUCCACGAGUUCGUCCUACACGGUGGUGGAUCACACCUACGAUGCUGUUGUGGGAGGCAUAAAUGCUGCUCUUGGCAACAUGAGUGAAGAUGACUGGAGAUGGCAUAUGUAUGAUACAGUCAAAGGAAGUGACUGGUUGGGCGACCAAGAUUCUAUUCAGUAUAUGUGCAGAGAGGCACCAAAAGCUGUUAUAGAACUUGAGAACUAUGGCUUACCAUUUUCCAGAACCGAAGAUGGAAAAAUUUAUCUGAGCCUUUGGUGGCCAAAGCUUAGAUUUUGGAAAAGGAAACUCGGUAUUGAUGUUUACUUUCUUCAAAAACUGCCAUUGAUUCUUUUUUCAGGCACCUGCCAAGGGGUAAUUGUGCUAAACAUGGAGGAUGGUACCCUUCAUCGUUUUCGUGCUGCAAAUACAAUUCUAGCCACCGGAGGUUAUGGUAGAGCCUACUUCUCAGCAACUUCAGCUCACACAUGUACUGGUGAUGGCAAUGCUAUGGUUGCACGUGCCGGAUUACCCCUUCAGGAUCUUGAGUUUGUGCAGUUCCAUCCUACAGGCAUUUACGGUGCUGGAUGCCUGAUAACAGAAGGUUCCCGAGGUGAAGGUGGUAUUCUUCGGAACAGUGAAGGUGAGAGAUUUAUGGAACGAUAUGCUCCAACUGCUAAAGAUCUUGCAUCUCGUGAUGUUGUUUCGAGAUCGAUGACAAUGGAAAUUAGGGAGGGCCGUGGUGUAGGACCGCUGAAGGACCAUAUCUACCUGCACGUCAACCAUCUUCCUCCAGAAAUUCUCAAGGAAAGGCUUCCUGGUAUAUCUGAAACUGCUGCGAUUUUUGCUGGUGUUGAUGUCACCAAAGAGCCGAUUCCUGUUUUGCCUACUGUGCACUAUAACAUGGGUGGUAUCCCGACAAAUUAUCAUGAGGAGGGUGGUGAUCCAGAUGCACUUGUUCCUGAUCUGAUGGCUGCUGGGGAAGCUGCUUGUGCAUCCGUUCACGGCGCUAACAGGCUUGGAGAGAAGCAGAAACCUCUUGGAAAAGGUGUCGGAGAAAAUACUAUCGCUUGGAAUUCAGACUUGAUUGAGACCAUAGAAUUGGAAAACCUGCUAAUAAAUGCAUGCAUAACCAUGUAUUCAGCAGAGGCUCGCAAAGAGAGCAGAGGAGCUCAUGCCCGUGAAGAUUUUUCGACAAGAGAUGUUGAGAACUGGAUGAAGCACACCCUAGGGUAUUGGGAGAACGAGAAGGUUAGACUAGCCUACAGGCCUGUUCACAUGAAUACCUUGGACGAUGAAGUUCAGUCUUUCCCACCGAAAGCACGUGUUUACUAA